Molecule: messenger RNA, 1353 nt
Organism: Zasmidium cellare ATCC 36951
Lineage: Eukaryota; Fungi; Ascomycota; Dothideomycetes; Mycosphaerellales; Mycosphaerellaceae
Exons: 5
Coding region: 1-1353 (450 amino acids)
Biological process (GO): carbohydrate metabolic process; GDP-mannose biosynthetic process
Cellular component (GO): cytosol
Molecular function (GO): zinc ion binding; mannose-6-phosphate isomerase activity
Source: RefSeq, a predicted model, not a curated record
AUGCAGGUACCACUUCUGCGCCUGCAAUGCGGCUGCAACAGCUACGAAUGGGGCAAAAUCGGCAAGGACUCAGCAGCUGCUCGUUAUGCCUCGGCGACUCCAUCCGGCGACUUUUCCAUCCAGCAAGACAAGCCAUACGCUGAGUUGUGGAUGGGCACUCACCCUUCGAACCCAUCCAAAGACGUCACGACCGGCCGAACGUUGCUUGACAUGGUCCAAGAUAACCAGGCAUUGAUGUCCACCUCCAUUGCGAAACGUUACGAGCAAAAGCUGCCUUUCCUCUUCAAAGUGCUCAGCAUCAACAAGGCUCUCUCCAUUCAAGCUCAUCCCAACAAGAAGCUGGCCGAGCAGUUGCACGCCAAGGACCCAAAGCAUUACCCAGAUGACAAUCACAAGCCUGAGAUGACGAUUGCCAUCACUCCAUUCGACGGUCUUUGCGGAUUCAGGCCACUCAACGAGAUCGCUCACUUCUUGCAGCAUGUUCCCACUCUGCGCCAGCUCGUUGGCGAGGAGAAUGCUAGCAAGUUCGAGAAGACCAUCAACGGCCAGGAAACGACGGAAGACAGCAGCAAAGCGCAGGAGAACAAGAAGGCACUUCAGAGCGCAUUCUCUGGAUUGAUGCAGUCUAAGCCAGAGGAGAUCGAAAAGGCCGCAGCAGAGCUCAUCAAGCAGGCCAAAUCGGAAGGCUCCAAAUUCGCCGGCGAAGGCGGUCCUUCAAACGAUGGCAAAGAGCUCGCAGAUCUCAUGGUUCGACUGAACGACCAGUUCCCCAAUGAUAUUGGUCUCUUCGUCACUUUCUUCCUCAACUAUGUCAAGCUCGAAGUCGGCGAGGCGAUGUUCCUGAAGGCCGACGACAUCCACGCUUACUUGUCAGGAGACAUCAUCGAAUGCAUGGCCUCGAGCGACAACGUCAUCCGCGCCGGCUUCACCCCCAAAUUCAAAGACGUCGAAACCCUGUCCUCAACCCUCACCUACUCCUACGCGCCCAUCAGCGAGCAAAAGAUGACCCCCACCGACUACGCCUACGUCAAGCUCAACACCACCGCCUACAGCUCCAACUCCGCCUCGAUCCUCUACGACCCCCCGAUCGAGGAGUUCAGCGUCGUCAAAACCGACCUCAACGCCUCCGGUGGCAAGGCGACGUUCGCGCCGAUCGAGGGACCAUCGAUUAUCAUCUGCACGAAGGGCGAGGGCAAGAUAAGUGUGGGACCGAAGAGUGAGGAGAUCAAGGAGGGGUAUGUCUACUUUGUUGGUGCGACGGCCGAGUUGAUCCUGGAGAGUUCGGGCAGUGAGCCGCUCGUGACGUUCAAGGCGUUCUGCGAGUUGCCACAUGGCUCGGAUGGGAACUUGUAG